AUGGCGGAUCACAACAGACUGUCAAGAUCCACACUUGGAGUUCUACUGCUUGCCCUAGCAGGGUAUUUGGGCAUCACCUUUAUCGGGUCGAGCAGAACGCCCUUCCAGGCCGGAAGCUUGCGACGAUUGCCAGGCUCGAGACGUGCCAUUGCAAGCUCUGAUAUUUCUGACGGCGAGAUUUUCGUGUCAAUCGCUGCAUAUGCAGAUCCCGAGCUUCCUGCAACCAUGAUGUCCCUGAUCGCAGCGGCGGACCGCCCAGAGCUCAUCCGAUUCGGCAUCGUUUGGCAGGGGCCAGGGAGCGGCUUUGAAGCUGACGACCUGGACCGGCUUGCCACGGAGUGGGACCUGACGGAGGUAUCUGCCGAGCGCCCAGUGGUGGAUUUGCAUUUGCCGGACAGAGACCCUGUGCCGGUCUGGGAGAUGCUGGAUGGCAGAAUCCGCAGUGUUCGACUGGAAGCAGAGGAUGCGAGGGGGCCGUGCUGGGCGAGGUAUUUGGCUCAGCUCCUGUGGAAAGAUGAGUCCUUGUACUUGCAGCUGGACAGCCACAUGCGAUUCACGCCAGGCUGGGACUCAAAGGCUCGCGGUGAGCUCUCCUGGUGUAGCCAGCAAUCGGAGAAGCCUGUGCUCUGCUCAUACGGGCCAGGCUAUUCUCUUGGCACACCCUACGGAGAAAUUCCCAAGGGCCCCCGUCCAGCGACAGUGAACUGUGCGAAUACCUUUGACUCUGACGGGAUCCUUCUCAUCACAGCUCGAGACCUCAAAGAGCCAUUGAAGCAGCCAGAGAAGCACUACUUCUGGGGCGCUCAAUUCUCCUUCUCCUCUGCCAAUGUCUUGCGUGAAGUGCCAUAUGACCCGCAACUGCAAAUGCUGUUUUUUGGAGAGGAGAGCCUCAUGGCGGUGCGUCUGUUCACCCACGGCUGGGACGUCUUUACCCCAAAGGAGCAACUCUUCUUUCACCUCUGGGAGCGCGACUACCGCAGGGUUUACUGGAAGGACAACAGGCAGCUCUUUGCAUCGUUGCUGAAGGACUCUCAGCGCAGGGUGCGGGCGCUGCUGGAGUCAGGCCACGCCCCGAGCAGCGUGUGGCCACUCCCAGGCGGCGGAGACGCUGACAAACCCGACGCCUUCGGUUUGGGCAGCCACCGCACCUUGGGGGAGUACGAGGCAGCUGCUGGUGUCUACUUCAAGGAGAAGCGCCUGGAGGUGAAGGCCUUGCGCGGUGGUGGAGCUCUUGAAGAGCAUCACUUCAAAGAGGAGAUAGAAAUGCGAAGCAAGCCGGUGGCGCUGACGGGAGCACCAGCAGGCUUGGAGCAGUUGUCUGGCGCCUCAUUCGUUGCAGAUUCCGUCGUGAAUGGCCGCACUUCCUAUGCUGCCAAGGGUGCUGGUGAUGAAAGGUUUGUGCUAUGGUACUCGGCCACCAACCAGACGUGGGUGGUGAACUUCGGUGGAGUGGCGCAUGGUUUGGGCCAGGAGGCAACCCUGCUCCUCUACAGCGAGUCUUUCAGCGGGGAGCCCACAGACGUGCGCUCUUGGUAUUACUUUGACGCUUACAUGCAGCGAUGGAUGGCAAGCCCUGGUACGAGGUUCAGCGGAGUUGAGGCAGAUCCAGCUGAGGAGGGCUGGCUGGAUGAGUUGUGGCGAUCUGUCAUGCCGCUGCCUCCGCUUCAGUGCUCCCAGAAGAUUUGCUGCACUCAGUUCAGGCUGUACCACAGCGCGGUGUCAAAGCUACAGCGCGCCAGCCUGAGGAAGCCGGUGAAGGUGGAAGUGAGCUCCAAGAGUGACACUGCCGCCGGCCUGGUGCAGAACUUCCUUUUGAUCCCGUUCAAGUUCAAGCAGACCUACUUUGCAGCCUUGAUCGCCCAUUUCAUUCACUAUUCGGCGAUGGUCUUCACUGACACCUGCUUGGGAGCACAAAGGCUCUCAAUUUUCUUGAGGCACAUGGGCAUGAAGUCGAUCUGCCUGCAUGGACAGAUGAAUCAGGCACAGCGGCUGGGAGCCCUCAGUGGAUUCAAGGCCAAAGAGCAAAGGAUUUUGGUCUGCACGGAUGUGGCAUCCCGCGGCUUGGAUGUGCCCUCCGUGGACCUGGUUGUCAACUACGACAUCCCCAAGAACUCCAAGGACUACAUUCACAGAGUGGGUCGCACUGCCCGAGCCGGGCGUACGGGCAAGGCUGUGACCCUGGUGACCCAAUAUGACGUAGAGCUCUUCCAGCGCGUGGAGCACUUCCUGGGGAAGAAGCUUGAGGAGUUCACCGAGCUGGUGGACACCAAGGUGAAAGCCAGCCACGAGCGCGUGCUCGAGGCCUGCGAAGCCUGCGAGUCCUGGGGACUUCACGGAGGCGCGAAGCGGGAUGGGGAGGGUUGCUUCGUGGUUGAUGGCAUUGAGGCUGAGGAGCUGACAGACCAAGCAGCCAGACAGAACCGGCGAUGCCUCGCAAAUGCGAAGCGGAUCUGGAUCGAAUCGUUACCAGAGGACGAGCCGCAGAGGUCGAGCCUAGAGGUCGGUGGGUCGCUUUCCUCGUCUUUGGGACAACUGGCUGGUUCAGUGCAGUCCACCAUCUCCAACAUCUUCGCACCUUCAAAGGAGAAGCGAGAGGAGGAAGACCCUGGAGAACUGCCCCCGGAACGGCAGAAGGUCAAGAAGGUGGAGACUGGUUCCAGAUACAAGACCGAGGCGCUCGGCUUGCGGCAGAGGAAAGCCUUGCAGCCAGAGUCGCCAUCCUCUCGCUCUCCCUCUCAUGGAAGUGAUGCCAGCAGGGCCAGCAGGAGCUCGGCGCAGAAAAGCUCACCUCCGGCUGGGCCGGAGAAGAACUCGCUGCCGCUGAACACAUGGCCCAAGAGCUCCAGAGAAGGCAAGGAGCCGACCAAGCCGAGGGAAACGAAGAAAGCGGUCAAAUCCAAGUCAAGCCAACCCCGAGGUGAGGCGCCUUCUGCGCUCAAGGAUCUGGGGCCAGAGGGGAUCCAGGCAUGUCAGAAGGCUUUGGAAGAGGGCAAGCAGCGCCAGGGUUGUGUUAAGCUUUGCUUCGUGGGCCAUGCCCGUGCGGGGAAGACGUCCACUUUGCUGGCCCUGGCAGAGCGGCCUUUCGACGAGCAGCAGCCGAGAGUACACAUGGUGUGGAUACCUGCGUCCUGCAGAACGAGCUGCUGGAGAUCUCCCAGAAGCCUAACCAGGUGGAUGGCACGCCCUGGGGCGUGCUGGAAGGGAGGAGCGUUCAAGAGAUGCUGGAGCGCGGCGUGGCCAAGGGUGUGGCACAGGAAUUGA
This is a messenger RNA of Effrenium voratum, 3261 nucleotides long. The record is from the annotation of a GenBank genome assembly. Lineage: Eukaryota; Dinophyceae; Suessiales; Symbiodiniaceae.